AUGUAUACUAUAACGAACAUUUACGUUCUUGCCGCCUUCGGUACUAUUGGAGGCGCUCUUUUCGGCUUCGAUGUCAGCUCGAUGAGCGCCUGGAUUGGCGUUGAUACAUAUACAGAUUACUUCGGCUCGCCAGACUCCAACCUCCAAGGCGGAAUCACAGCAUCAAUGUCCGCUGGUUCCUUCGCCGGUUCCAUUGCAGCCGGUUGGUUAUCAGAUAUUCUUGGUCGUCGCUAUGCAUUGAUGAUUGCCUCGCUUGUUUGGAUCGUCGGUGCCAUGGUUCAAUGCAGUGCACAAAAUGUAACGCAUUUGGUCGCCGGCCGUGUUGUCAGUGGACUUGCAGUUGGUGUGACCUCCUCGCAAACAUGCGUCUACUUAUCAGAACUGGCGCCCGCUCGUAUCCGUGGUCGUGUGGUGGGUAUUCAACAGUGGGCAAUCGAAUGGGGUAUUUUGAUCAUGUACUUGAUCGCAUAUGGCUGUGUUGUUGGCGUGUCUGGAACGGCUGCUUUUCGGAUUUGCUGGGGUGUACAGGCCGUGCCAGGCCUCAUCCUGUUCAUCGCUUUGUUCUUCUUCCCCGAGUCGCCUCGCUGGCUCGCCUCACAAGAGCGUUGGGAAGAAGCAUUGGACACAUUGGCAAUUAUUCACGCCAAUGGUGAUCGCCAUGACCCAGUUGUACAGGUAGCAUUCGAAGAAGUCCAGGAGGCUGUGCGUGUGGCGCAUGAAUCUCAAGAUGUCUCAUUCUUGGCAUUGUUUGGACCUCGUGUUUGGAAGCGCACGAUGUGCGGGAUGAGUGUUCAAAUGUGGCAGCAACUUCUGGGCGGUAAUGUUGCCAUGUAUUAUGUGGUUUACAUUUUCGAAAUGGCUGGCAUGACCGGGAACACAACACUGUGGUCCUCCGCUAUUCAGUAUGUCAUCUUCUUGGUGACUACAGGCGCUAUGCUUCCCUUCAUCGAUCGCGUUGGACGGAGAAACCUACUGCUUAUCGGAUCUGUCACCUGCAUGGUUGUGCACUUCAUCAUUGCUGGUGUCAUGGCCAGCAAAGGCAAUCCAGUUCCAAAUGUCAAUGGCAAUGCCAAUUUGACGUGGGAGAUCAAGGGCAGUGCAGGAAUGACAGUCAUCGCCUUUUCAUAUAUCUUCACCGGCAUCUACGGCCUGACUUGGGCUCCGACUGCAUGGAUUUAUGCCGCCGAGGUUUUCCCGCUCAAGUAUCGAGCGAAGGGCGUCGGCUUGUCGGCCGCCACCAACUGGAUUUUCAAUUUUGCUCUGGCUUACUUUGUAGCACCAGCCUUUCACAACAUUCAGUGGAAGACCUAUAUUAUCUUCGGGGUAUUCUGCACUGUCAUGACUUUCCACGUGUUCUUCACGUAUCCUGAGACUGUGGGCCGGUCUCUCGAAGAGAUCGACCUCGUCUUCGAAACUGAUAUCAAGCCAUGGCGCACUCACGAGAUCGGAGAUAUUUUUGGAGAAGAGAUUGAACGCCGCAAGGAGCUUGGUGCUAAGACGGAGACCAGCAGUGCAACCCAUGAAGAGGUGGUUUAA
Messenger RNA from Penicillium samsonianum, 1536 nucleotides. RefSeq names its product sugar porter family MFS transporter. Gene Ontology annotation, molecular function: carbohydrate:proton symporter activity. Bases 1 to 1536 code for a protein of 511 amino acids. Gene Ontology annotation, cellular component: membrane. Lineage: Eukaryota; Fungi; Ascomycota; Eurotiomycetes; Eurotiales; Aspergillaceae. The transcript is spliced from 6 exons. The record is from RefSeq and is a predicted model, not a curated record. Gene Ontology annotation, biological process: carbohydrate transport; transmembrane transport.